AGAGGCAGUCUGGAUGUUGUAAUACCAGUUGUGUUCCACGUUAGAAGCCAUGAGACUCUGUUGGAAGAAGGAAUAUGGUGGAUGGGUUUACCCCACAGUUCUGCUCUGUAUUUAUGGCUUCUUCACUUUUCUGAGGCCUUCAGAACCCUUCCUGGCCCCGUAUCUUACAGGACCAGAACACAAUCUGACUGUUGAGCAGGUGACCAACUCCAUUUUCCCAGUAUGGACAUACAGUUACCUGGCAAUUCUGCUCCCAGUAUUCCUUCUCACAGACUACCUGAGAUACAAACCUGUCAUCAUUCUGCAGGGUUUGAGCUUUAUCGUCACAUGGGUCCUUCUGCUGUUUGCCCGAGGUGUACCAGGUAUGCAAGGUAUGGAAUUUGCCUAUGGCCUGGUUACUGCAACUGAAGUGGCCUAUUACUCCUACAUCUACAGCGUAGUUGACACCGAACACUAUCAGAAAGUCACCAGCUACUGUCGGAGUAUAACUUUGGUUGGUUUCACGGUAGCUGCUGUACUUGGACAAAUCCUAGUGUCUUUGGCUGGUGUGUCAUACUUCUACUUAAAUGUGAUUACAUUGGUAUCAGUCUCUGUGGCUUUCAUCUCAUCUUUCUUUCUCCCGAUGCCAAGCAAAAGCAUGUUCUUCCACAGAAAAGCAGUGGGAGAAGUUGCACCAAAGUCAUCACAGCCACAAUUAUCCAGUGAGCAGGAGAUAGGAAUUGAACCAAUAACUGAAAUGGGACCUGACAAAGCAGAGAACAAAGGUUUUUUCCAAGUGCUUUGGCUGCUGUGCAAAGACUUAAAAGUUUGUUACUCUUCAAAGCAGCUCAUCUACUGGUCGCUGUGGUGGGCACUUUCCACAGCUGGAUAUAACCAAGUUGUAAACUAUGUGCAGGUUUUAUGGGAACAUGUGGCGCCUGCCCAUAACGCAGCUGUGUACAAUGGAGGAGUGGAGGCUGUGUCCACAUUUUUGGGAGCUCUGGCUGCUCUGUUGGUUGGCUUCGUGAAGGUGAAUUGGGAGCUCACUGGUGAAUUGGCACUUGCUAUUUUUUCUGCCGUGGAUGCUGGAGCCCUGUUCCUCAUGGAUUACACCAACAACAUCUGGGUAUGCUACACUGGAUAUCUGAUUUUCAAGUCUUCAUAUAUGCUCCUCAUCACAAUUGCUACAUUCCAGAUUGCUAUUAAUUUGAGUAUGGAACGUUACGCUUUAAUGUUUGGGGUCAACACGUUUGUAGCUUUAGCACUUCAAACAAUCCUGACUGUAAUCGUGGUGGAUCCACGGGGCCUUGGACUGGAUAUUGUCACACAGUUUUUGAUCUAUGGAAGCUACUUUGCAGUUAUCGCUGGAAUUUUCUUUGCAAGGAGUCUUUACAUCCUGAUAUCGCUGUGUUGCAAGGCAAGAGAAACCAACAUCCAAACACAAUUUUAGAGGCUCAAACUCCAAACAACCGUUCCAAUGGGUGUCC
Messenger RNA from Spea bombifrons (plains spadefoot toad), 1466 nucleotides. It is a transcript of the gene SLC19A3, whose product is annotated as solute carrier family 19 member 3. The record is from RefSeq and is a predicted model, not a curated record. Gene Ontology annotation, biological process: vitamin transport; transmembrane transport. The transcript has 5 exons. The coding region runs from base 50 to 1429 and encodes 459 amino acids. NCBI's taxonomy places the organism in Eukaryota, Metazoa, Chordata, Amphibia, Anura, Pelobatidae. Gene Ontology annotation, cellular component: plasma membrane. Gene Ontology annotation, molecular function: thiamine transmembrane transporter activity.